This is a messenger RNA of Urocitellus parryii (Arctic ground squirrel), 1034 nucleotides long. RefSeq names its product methyltransferase 21A, HSPA lysine (gene Mettl21a). Gene Ontology annotation, cellular component: protein-containing complex; cytosol. NCBI's taxonomy places the organism in Eukaryota, Metazoa, Chordata, Mammalia, Rodentia, Sciuridae. The record is from RefSeq and is a predicted model, not a curated record.
GCGUGUCUGGAGGACGGGGACCCGCCUCCGACCGCCUCUCGACUCUGGGGCUUUUUAAGGCCAGUCCUCUCCGCAGCCAACCCCGGCGGGGAAAACGUAGCGCGCAUGCGGCGCCGGGCACCCUCCAGAUAGUCUCAGCAGAAGCGUGGUUAGACAAAAUGGCCCUGGUGCCCUAUGAGGAGACCAGGGGAAUGGGGCUCCAGAAAUUCCACCAGCCUCUUGCCACUUUCUCCUUUGCAAACCACACGAUCCAAAUCCGGCAGGACUGGAGGCAGCUUGGAGUCGCAGCAGUUGUUUGGGAUKCGGCUGUUGUCCUUUCCACGUUCCUGGAGAUGGGCGCUGUGGAGCUCAGGGACUGCUCUGCCGUGGAGCUGGGUGCUGGCACAGGGCUGGUGGGCAUAGUAGCUGCCCUGCUGGGUGCUCACGUGACUAUCACGGAUCGAAAAGUAGCACUAGAAUUUCUUAAAUCCAAUGUUCAAGCCAACUUACCUCCCCAUAUCCAACCCAAAGCUGUUGUUAAGGAGCUGACUUGGGGACACAAUUUGGGGAAUUUUUCACCUGGAGAAUUUGACCUGAUACUUGGAGCUGACAUCAUAUAUUUAGAAGAGACAUUCACAGAUCUUCUUCAAACACUGGAACAUCUCUCUAGCAACCACUCAGUGAUACUUUUAGCUUGCCGAAUUCGCUAUGAACGAGAUAACAACUUCUUAGCGAUGCUGGAGAAGCGAUUUACUGUGAGUAAGGCUCACUAUGAUCCUGAAAAAGAUGUACAUAUUUAUAAAGCACAGAAAAGAAACCCAUGGGAUGACUUAUAAUUGGCUACGCUUAUAAGAAUAUUGUCAUUGAGUGUGUCAGUUAAGGUCUUAGACUGGAAAUCUAACCAUACUUAAAUGAAAUGGUUGUUGUACACAUCUCUCUAACCAAAGGUUGUCAAGGGACAAAGCACAUAAGCAGUGCUUUGUUCUAUUGCUGUGAGUUUAGUCCUGUCUUACUCUGAAAUUCCAUCAACAUUAAAGGAAAGUGUGAGAUUGUCA